AUGGCGCGCAUCCGUCCAGGAAGGCGGAAGAAAGCAGACGCCGUUGCUGCGGUGGCACGGAGCAUUGACUUCGGGCACUUUUGGAGGCAAUUACGAGCAGUGGGGUGGACGUAUAAACGGCCGACGGGGAUCGAGACGAAGGGGAGGUAUGUAAGCGCAGAUGGAUCAGAGGUGUUGGUUGGGGAGGAGGCUGUGGUGGCGUACGCGUUGGAUACUGGUUUGUUGGACGAGCAGGCACAAGUAAGCGAGGGGAGCGACGACGAAGAACGUGUCGCUGACACGGAGCCUGACGGUGAUGAAGAUCUCUCCGCUACUGCCACCACCAAGAAGAAGCCUGCCGUGUCUACUAAGAAGACCGCCGCUGCCACUAAA
Molecule: messenger RNA, 372 nt
Organism: Phytophthora nicotianae INRA-310
Lineage: Eukaryota; Oomycota; Peronosporomycetes; Peronosporales; Peronosporaceae
Exons: 1
Source: RefSeq, a predicted model, not a curated record